UGUAUUAAUGUCUCUGUUAUUAAGCUGGCUAUGGGGGUUUCACCCUCCUGUGUUAUUGUUAAAAGGGGACCGAGUGGCAGCGGGGUGGGCUCGGGCCAGCUCAUGGAAAUCUUUCUCAUCUGGCUUGACUUUUAGUUUCUCUCCGCACACCCACCAACAGAUCAGAUCUUUUCAUGGAACAUGCCGCUGGGGGCAUCUGGGACCGGGCUGAAGUGGAAGAUGGAGCUGAGUUGGGGGAGACUGGGCCCCCACUGCCAUCAGAUGAUCCCAGUGCGUUUCUCCUCCUCGUGUCAGGCAGUGCUGUCAUCUCCUGCCACAGGCAGGGCAGCCGAGACCCAGAGAAACUGCUGCUUUUGGGAGUCUGUGGAAGAACAGGGACUCAAGCCUGGCUUUUCUGAAUCCUAACCGUGCACCUUCCCCGCGAGGCAUCCGUCCUCCUCAAGACGCCCGUGGCCAACAAUUCCCUUUCGAUCUCUUUCCCUGCAGAAAAGCCAGUGACUCCGCCGACAGUAUCCAUCGCCGCAACCGCCAUGGAGCUGCUGAUCAUCGCGAUGCUGGUAGUCGGAGCAGCGACAGCCUCAGACACAGAGGUAAACCGGAUCAUUGGGGGGAGCUUCUGCCUCUUCGGCUCACGGCCCUACCAGGUGGCUCUCCUGAGGAACGGCCGCAUCUACUGUGGUGGGAGCCUGAUAGCCCCGAAGUGGGUGCUAACUGCUGCGCACUGCGGCAGAUGGGUCAGACGGAUCAGCUCUCUGCGGGUGCAUCUGGGAGAUUAUAAUCUACCGGCAAAGGAAGACACAGAACAGAUACGAAGAAUCCACAACUUCUUCAUGCACCCAGGGUAUAACCUCCGCCCUCGUGACAACGACUUCAUGCUUCUGGAGUUGGAUGAGCCCGCUCAACUCAACAACUACGUGAACACAAUCAACAUGACUACCCAUUGUCCCUCUCCUGGAACACGAUGCGGUGUGUCGGGAUGGGGCACCAUCAAGUCCCCCCAAAGGCGGUUCCCAGCCACCAUGCAGUGUGCAGAUGUCUAUACCGUCAGCCAGGCCAGGUGCCAGGAAAGGUACCGGGGCAGGAUCACGGAGAACAUGUUCUGCGCUGGUGUGGAACAGGGCGGCACAGGCACAUGCCAGGGCGAUUCAGGAGGUCCACUGGUCUGCAAUGGGCAGCUGCAGGGCGUGGUCUCCUGGGGUAAGUCUGUCUGUGCCCUGCCUGGACAGCCCGGGGUCUAUGCCAAAGUCUGCAAAGCUGUCCAGUGGGUGAGGAGCACCAUAGGGAGGAAAUGCGCCAGAUCGGACUGAGAGCUCACAGCGCGUCACGCCUGCCACAAUAACCCACCAACACACGCCCCAGCCACACCUCUCCUCAUCUCACCGCGGUACCUGGGGGGUGCUGAAUGGGGUGGGGAGAGCUGGCCCAGGUGGAACUGGAAUGGGGGAGCUGCAGUGGGUCAGCCCAAAGCAGCUAACAGUUACUAGCCAGGCCUGACAAAAUUCUGAGGCUGGGUUAAAAAUGUGUGACUGGUUUAUAAAAAGGAUGAAUCAGCCUGAAGAUUGGGAGAUUGCUUUAAAAAAUCACGAGAUUGGUUAAAAAUGGGGAGUUUUGCUUAAAAAUCAUGAAUCAGUCUGAAAUUCACAAGACUGGUUCAAAAAUCAAGAGGUUGACUUUAAAAAUCGUGAGAUUUGGUUUAGAAUCAUGGGAUUAGCUGGAAAGCCAUGAGACUGCUGUAAAAAUCGUGAGAUCAGCCUGAUGAUUGUGAGAUGGUUUUAAAAAUCAUGAGGUUGGAUUCAAAAUUAUGAGACUGGUUUUAAAAUGCCAUAAAUAGCGCACAGGUCUUUGAUCUGGUCUCUUGCAUUAGUAUGGGUGGCGUAAGCGGCUGUGACUGCUCUGAAGUCAUGAACUCUGACGUCUCAUGGAGUUCAAGCUUUGUUAUACGGAGCUACAGCAACAUAGCAGCAGCGCCUGUAGCAUAGACAAGCCCCAGGAGUUCAUGUUCAGCAGAUUAUCCACCACAGCCCCGAAAUCUUUCUGAGCGUCACUGCUUCUAUGGAGAGAGUCCACUAUAUUCUAAGUCUGGUGGACGUUCUUUGUUCCUAGAUGGAUGCAUUUACACGUACUGUAGCCAUUAACAUUCCCACAACACUCAGGGUAAAACUGUGGGACUUGGUAGUGGUGAGACUCAGUGACUCAAAUCUCACAUGCUUUUAUGACACAUCUCAUGAGGGUGGGUGUGUUUCUUAAAGCCUCGAGCUCCGGGAGUCAUGUGAUUCCAUAAGAAUCUGAGCUUUUGUCAGAAAAAGUCACUUUCUAAACCUAGGCUUUGGGGAAAGAAAGCUGGGAAACUGACCCUUAGAGGCUCACAAAAACUGAAUACUCAAACACUAGUGGUUUGGGGUUUUUUGUUUUGUUUUGUAGUUUACAUCAUCUGAUUUUUACACCAAUCUCACAAUUUUGGGUGAGCCAAGACUUGCAAAUUUUGAACUCUUCUGGAAAGAAAUACUAGGACCACUGACAAGGGGUGGGAAAAGCACAGGCUGACCUCAGAGAAGAAGCUAUGACAGAGGAGAGAUUGACAAAGAGAGACUCAGUUCGUGCUCAUAAACCAGGGCUGAGACUCCCAUUCCAUGGGAAAUUCAGACAUUUCAAGUGGUGGGAAGAAUCCGUUGUGCACGGGAAUGCAAAGCUGAAAUUUCUUAACACCCGAUGUGGCAAA
This is a messenger RNA of Mauremys mutica (yellowpond turtle), 2719 nucleotides long. Its product is annotated as trypsin-3-like. The transcript is spliced from 5 exons. Bases 531 to 1307 code for a protein of 258 amino acids. Lineage: Eukaryota; Metazoa; Chordata; Testudines; Geoemydidae. Gene Ontology annotation, biological process: proteolysis. The record is from RefSeq and is a predicted model, not a curated record. Gene Ontology annotation, molecular function: serine-type endopeptidase activity.